Didymella exigua CBS 183.55 is the source of this 642-nucleotide messenger RNA. RefSeq lists its product as uncharacterized. NCBI's taxonomy places the organism in Eukaryota, Fungi, Ascomycota, Dothideomycetes, Pleosporales, Didymellaceae. Bases 1 to 642 code for a protein of 213 amino acids. The record is from RefSeq and is a predicted model, not a curated record. The transcript has 2 exons.
AUGGAGCGCUCAAUCUACAACGACAAUGCUGCACUACUGCUUCCUCACUCGCACAAAGCCACACCGCUCCCCUCCCUCGUCCUGCACUCCUUCAAAUUGCUUAAGCCCAAUGACGAGAGGUAUCUACGCACCUUCCCUGCUGGCAGGAAACUGUGCGAAACGAAAGACGAGGACUGCCUUAUGCGCCUCUACUGCGGCAAACGCCGCAGCGCCUACGACCGCUUGAGGCAGAAGUGGUUCUUCAUGUUGCGCAAUUACGGGCUGUGCGUUGACCAGAUGGAGGACCUGGGCGUCGAUAUCGAUCGCGCGGUGCAAGUGUUGGCUCGGGCGCUGGUGAGUUGCUACUGGGUUGCGCGCACUGAUGCGGAGUGGGUGUUUGGGCUGCCGCGGGCUGAGCCUGUUAGUCAAGUGGAGAAGCAGGGAGAUGCAAGGAUUGGGAGGAACCAGGGGGUAUUCGAUACGCAUAGCCAGGAUAGGGAGGUAUUCAAUAUGAAGGGCGGGAACAGUGUGCUGUGUGAAGAUAUGGUGGUGUGGAGGCUGGAUUUCGACUGCGUCCAGCCAAUGACUACGGAUCACAAGGGUGUGCAACAGGCUGUCCAUACGUUCUAUCGCAAGACCCUUACUUUCCUCGUCCUUGGAUGA